GCUGCGCGCGGGCACUCAGCGAUGGCUCACAGGCCCCAGCGGACCUUCCGGCGGCGCCAGGUCGACUCCAGCGAUAGCGAUGGCGCAGAGGAUCCGACGGCUGAGGCCGGGACGCAGAAGGAGCAGGCGGCCCCGGGCUCCUCGCGGCGCGCGGACGGCGGCUCGGGCGCCCCAGAAUCCAGAAGAGUUGAUCCUUCAACAGAUGAAGAGGAUGGAACACUGCACUCCUCAGAGAGUAAAGAUGGUCAGACUUCAUCCUCUGACAGUUCUAGCUCACUAGAAGAAAGAAAAUUUUCAUCAACAGUUAAAAUCCCUGAUGCGGCUUUUAUUCAGGCAGCCCGCAGAAAGCGUGAACUGGCCAGGGUCCAAGGUGAUUAUAUUCCUUUGGAUGUGAAACAUCCCUCCACCAUCUCUGCUGUGGAGAGGGACAGUGAAGAGGAUCCUGAGAGUGAGCCUGAUGACCAUGAAAAGAGAAUACUCUUUACCCCAAAGCCCCAGACACUGAGACAAAGAAUGGCUGAAGAAACAAUGAGCAGAAAUGAAGAAACAAGUGAAAGCAGCCAGGAAGAGGAAAGUCACAACAUUUGGGAACAGCAGCAGAUGAGGAAAGCAGUCGCAGGCACUGAGGGAAGAAACAGAGGCCUUUCCCACAUCAGUGAUUCUCCAGCAGUGAAGAAGUUCGAUACUUCCACUUCAUUUCCACCAGUAAAUUUAGAAAUUAUAAAGAAGCAGUUAAACACUAGAUUAACAUUACUACAGGAGACUCAUCGCUCACACCAGAGAGAAUAUGACAAAUACGUAGAAGACAUCAAGAGCUCAAAGAGUACAAUCCAGAAUCUGGAGACUUCGUCAGAUCAAGCUGUAAAUUAUAAGUUUUAUAAAGGCAUGAAAAUGUAUGUGGAAAAUUUAAUUGACUGUCUAAAUGAGAAGAUUAUCCACAUCCAAGAAAUAGAGUCAUCCAUGCAUGCACUUCUCUUAAAACAAGCCAUGACCUUAAUGAAACGCAGGCAAGAUGAAUUAAAACAUGAAUCAACGUAUUUACAGCAGUUAUCACGCAAAGCUGAGGUAUCAACAAAUGGAACCUUGUCUGUAGAUGAAAAUGCGCAAAGGAUUUUAGAAGAAGUUGAAUCACGAAGGUCACAAAGAAGACAAGCAAGAGCGCUUGCUGGGAAUUGCAGCCAUCAGGAGGGGACGUCUAGUGAUGAUGAACUGCCCGCUGCAGAGAUGACUGACUUCCAGAAGAACCACGAUGACAUUUUACAGGAUCAUAAGAAAGUUUUUGAAGAUGUGAAUGAUGAUUUUUGUUGCAUCCAGAAUAUUUUAUUGAAAUUUCAAGAAUGGCGAGAAAAGUUUCCUGAUUCGUAUUAUGAUGCCUUCAUUGGUUUAUAUAUACCAAAGCUUUUAAAUCCUGUAGUAAGAUUUCAAUUGAUUGUUUGGAAUCCACUUAAGUUGAGCUCCAUGGGCUUAAAACAGAUGUCAUGGUUCACAUCUAUAGAAGAAUUUAUUGAUAGAGGUGUAGAAGAUACGAAGAAGGACACUAGUUCUGAUAAAGAAAUUUUGUCUACUGUCAUCAACAAAACAAUUAUUCCUCGACUUACAGACUUCCUAGAAUUCAUUUGGGAUCCCCUGUCAACUUCACAAACAACAAGUUUAAUAGCACACUGUGGAGUAAUUCUUGAGGAACAUUCUACUUGGAAAAAUGAAGUUAGUAAAAGCAAACAGGAUUUGCUUAAAUCCAUUGUUUCAAGAAUGAAGAAGUCAGUAGAAGAUGAUGUUUUCAUACCUCUGUAUCCAAAGAGCACUGUAGAAGAUAAAACAUCAGCGUAUUCAAAGUUCCAAGAGAGACAGUUCUGGUCAGCUCUAAAGCUCUUCCGUAAUACUCUUCUUUGGAGCAGCCUCCUCCCAGAUGACACACUGAAAGAGCUAGCACUAGGAAAGCUGCUCCAGCGCUACCUGAUGGUAACUCUUCCUAAUGCCAUUCCUGGGCCAGAUGUUGUGAAAAAGUGCAGCCAGAUAGCAGCAUGUCUACCUGAAAUGUGGUUUGAAAAUCCUGCUAUGAAGACAUCUAUUCCCCAGAUGGAAAGCUUCAUUCAGUUUUUAUUGCAAUCUGCACGUGAUUUAUCUAGAAGUGAAUUCAGGAAUGAAGUCAAGGAAAUAAUUCUUAUUCUGGUGAAAAUAAAAGCUUUGAAUCAAGCAGAAUCCCUCCUAGAAGAAAAUCACCUAGAUGAUCUGAAGUCAUUAAUUAAAGAAGUUUGAAUAAACUUUGUAAGAAAGAACUAAUAGGAGAUGUCAGCGUAGUCACACUCAUUGGCUUUCCUUGGAAAAGGCCGAUGCCUCUUUCUUCCCUUGGGUGGAGGCAGGGUUUGCAGAGGAGCAGAGCCCCUCACUCCAUCCCUGCACACUACCCUCUGGUGGCCUGAAAGGCUCCCCUUCCCGAUUCUUCCCUCUGUGAAAGAAUUAAAUGUGUGGGAGCAGUAAGAAUUCAGUGUUUCUUUUUGUUUCCUUCUUUUUCAGUUUUAAAGUGGCAGAAAUCCCGCAUGUAACUGCUUUAACUUAGGUUAUUUAUUUGAAC
Messenger RNA from Octodon degus (degu), 2572 nucleotides. RefSeq names its product GC-rich sequence DNA-binding factor 2 (gene Gcfc2). Gene Ontology annotation, molecular function: DNA binding. Gene Ontology annotation, cellular component: nucleus. Bases 22 to 2256 code for a protein of 744 amino acids. Gene Ontology annotation, biological process: mRNA splicing, via spliceosome. The record is from RefSeq and is a predicted model, not a curated record. The transcript has 18 exons. Lineage: Eukaryota; Metazoa; Chordata; Mammalia; Rodentia; Octodontidae.